Messenger RNA from Vigna umbellata (rice bean), 1122 nucleotides. Its product is annotated as COP9 signalosome complex subunit 7-like. The record is from RefSeq and is a predicted model, not a curated record. Lineage: Eukaryota; Viridiplantae; Streptophyta; Magnoliopsida; Fabales; Fabaceae. Gene Ontology annotation, cellular component: COP9 signalosome.
CAGAGUUAAGAACGAGCAAACUCCUCGUUCUGCCAUUACUCUUCGAAAUUCAAAUUCGAAACGGAAGCAAAUCGAAUUGAUUUUGUAGGAAGAUGGAGCAGAUGCAAUCGCAAGCUAUGGAACACUUCGUGAUUAAAACCAUUUCUUCCUUCAGCGCUAACGUCCUAGCUUCCGUUCUUGUAGAAGCCACUUCUCACCGCAACCUCUUCAUUUUCUCAGAUUUUUUCUCCCUCUCAUCUCUUCAGCAGCUUAAAGCAACUGAGAACUGUGUUUAUCUUGAUAUGCUUCAGUUGUUUGCAUAUGGAACAUGGAGUGAUUACAAGAAUAAUGCUGGUCGUCUUCCGCAAUUGAUGCCUGAUCAGAUCCUCAAGCUUAAGCAACUCACUGUUCUUACACUGGCUAGCACGUACGAGGUACUACCGUAUGACCAACUGAUGCAGGAGUUAGAUGUGACAAAUGUUAGUGAACUUCAAGAUUUUCUGAUUGAUGAAUGCAUGUACUCGGGACUAGUAAGAGGAAAGCUGGAUCAUCUGCGACAAUGCUUUGUGGUCCAGUUUGCAGCAUGUAGAGACUUGAGUCCUGCUAACCUUGGGAGUAUGAUACAGACACUCUCCAACUGGUUGUCUGCAUCAGAAAUUCUUCUUGUUGUACUUCAAGAGGAAAUAAUAUUGACUGAUGCUAGGGAUGAAAUUGAGAAACUGAAAAAGAAGUGUGUGGAACAGAAUCUACAAGAAGUAAAGAAUAAUCUUGUAAAGGCCGGUGUUGAUAUUUGGAACCAAGAGGAUAAUGAAGGUCGCUGCCGACAGCCGAAGAGGAAGCGGCAUAUAACGUUUUGAACAUUGCAAUGGUUGAAGACGUUAAUUGGAUUGGUGUUUUAGUAGCUUGCCUGACUUUUAUUCUUGGCAAGGCUCAACUCACAGUAUAUCUUUUAGAGACAAGUAUAUCUCAUCGAUAUUGAACUUGUCUAUCACACCACAAUAAGAGGCAAGAACAACGGAAAACCUGUUAUUUCUGCAGUUUUUUUUUUUAAAACUUAUUGAGCCAUUAUAGUUGUCAUACAGAUGUAUGGUGGUGUGGCCUUUUAUUUGUGUUUGUAAAUGAUACGUUGGUUUUGUUUGUACU